Molecule: messenger RNA, 537 nt
Organism: Botrytis sinoallii
Lineage: Eukaryota; Fungi; Ascomycota; Leotiomycetes; Helotiales; Sclerotiniaceae
Exons: 1
Coding region: 1-537 (178 amino acids)
Source: RefSeq, a predicted model, not a curated record
AUGAUUUCUUUCUGGAAGAAUCUAUUCAAUCGCAAGAAGGCUUUGGGCUCAUUAGAAGCACCUCCACCAUACAAUGACACAAAUCCUAAAUUCUCCACAGCUGCCGAAACCUCCGCCCAAUGGUUUAUACCCUCUCAUGAUGUGAAGGCUCAAUCCUCCGCGGCCACCAAAACCAAUCCAAGUACUCCAUCGCCUACGUUUCCGCGUAUUCAUAUACUCACAACGAACACCCGUCCGAAUAUUACCUCACAAAGUAUUCCACAAUGGAAUUGGAACCAUGCUGAAUGUCGAUUAUGGAUAUUCAAAAUGUUGACUGAUAAGUGCGGUAGAUCAGAACAUUCUUACGAGCUGGCCAUGAUGUGGGAAGGCUUUGGCCCGGCAUUAUUCAUGACUAAACAUAGUACAUGGCAGAAGUGGUUAGGGCCAAAUGAUGGAAUAUCAAUUCAUAGUGUUAUUAUGGAGAACUUGCGGUCAGAGGGAGCGGUACCAAGUAAUCUAGCGAUUCAGACUAGUGGCCCGAAAUGUACUGAUAUUUAA